AUGGCUUGUACAUUUGAUUCAGGAGAUUUUACCAUUGGUGGGAUUGUUUCUCAAGUCUACUUCCUUUAUAACAACCUCUCCUUCUUGGAACAGCCAGCACAGGCCUUGAUUGAGGAAUCCAUUUCGCUGCCUAAGAACUACCAGCACAUUCUGGCUUUAGCAUUUGCUGUCAAAGAGAUCAAUGAGAAUCCCAGCAUCUUAUCAAACAUCUCUCUGGGGUUCUAUAUCCUCAAUAGCUACUUCAGUGCAAGAAUGACCUAUAAAGCCAGCCUAAGCCUGCUUUCCAAACAACAACGGUUUGUCCCCAACUUCUGUUGUGAUGAUGACCAGAACAAGCUGAUAGCUUUCAUUGGUGGAUCUAUCUCUGAAAUCUCUGUCAAUAUGGCCAUUAUUUCAGCAAUGCACAAGACUCCACAGCUCACUUAUGGGUCAUUUCUGGCAGUACAACAUGGCAAAAUGCUAUUUCCAUUUUUGUACCAGAUGGUUCCCAAUGAAGCCUACCAAUACAUGGGAGCUGUGCGGUUACUUCAGCAUUUCAGAUGGACAUGGGUUGGGCUCUUGGCUGUGGCAGAUGACAAAGGGGACCAGUUUUUACAGACCAUGGUGCCAAUGCUCUCCCAGAAUGGCAUAUGUUAUGCCUUCAUAGUAAGAAUACCAAAAUGUAAUUAUGUGGAUAAAUUGAUAGAAUUGCUUAUACAGCAGCGAAAAAACUAUGAGAUUCUCAUGGAGAGAAAGGUCCAUCACUUUCUAAGUAGGGUCAUAUUCAAUAAUAGUGCUAGAGAAAUUGUGCACUUUGAUGGAAAUGGAGAAAUGGUGGCCAGUUUUGAUGUUACCAAUUGGAUGAUGUUUCCCAAUGGCUCAGUGAUGAGAGUAAAAGUUGGAAGGCUAGAACCUCAAGCUCCUCCAGGCAAAGAGUUAACAAUUCAUGAUGACCAAAUUGUCUGGCACCAAAGCUUUAAUCAGCUGGUCUUGCUAAAAAUCCUUCAUGUUUCUUUACAGGCUCUGCCAGUUUCUAUAUGCAAUGACAACUGCUAUCCUGGCUAUAGCAGGAAAAAGAAGGAGGGAGAGAGAUUUUGCUGCUAUGAUUGUGCUCGGUGUCCGGAAGGAAAAAUCUCUCACCAAAAGGACAUGGAUGCCUGUGUCAGUUGUCCAGAAGACCAAUACCCCAACAACAGCCAAAUUGAAUGCAUUCCCAAGAUUCUAGUCCACCUUUCUUAUAAAGAAACGUUAGGGAGCAUUUUAACUAUCACGGCUAUUUCUUUCUCCUUGAUCACAAGUUUAGUACUUGGAAUUUUUAUGAAGCACAAAGACACUCCCAUAGUCAAAGCCAACAAUGAGACCCUUACCUGUAUCCUCCUCAUCUCUCUCCUCCUUUGCUUCCUAUGCUCCUUACUCUUCAUCGGACAACCUGGAAAGAUCAUCUGCCUUUUUCGACAAAUUACUUUUGGCAUCAUCUUUUCUGUGGCUCUUUCAUCUGUGUUGGCAAAAACCAUCAUUGUGGUUCUGGCAUUCAUGGCAACCAAACCAGGAUCUAGAAUGAGGAAAUGGGUGGAGAAAGGACUCGCAAAUUCUAUUGUCCUUUCCUGCUCCUUUAUUCAAGCAGCCAUUUGUGCUCUUUGGUUAUUUACAUCUCCUCCAUUCCCUGAUAGAGACAUGCACACAGUGCAUGGAAAGAUAAUACUAGAAUGUAAUGAAGGUUCAGCAAUCAUGUUCUACUGUGUCUUGGGCUACAUAGGCUUCCUGGCCGUUGUCAGUUUGGUUGUGGCUUUCCUAGCCCGGAGGUUGCCAGACAGUUUCAAUGAGGCCAAAUUUAUCACUUUCAGCAUGUUGGUGUUUUGCAGUGUUUGGAUAACCUUUCUUCCAACCUACUUGAGCACUAAAGGAAAAUACAUGGUGGCUGUGGAAAUCUUCUCCAUCCUGUCCUCCAGUGCUGGAUUGCUUGGUUGCAUAUUUUUUCCUAAAUGCUACAUCAUUGUACUGAGGCCAAAGCUGAACAACAGGGAGAUACUAAUAAGAAGAAAAUAA
This is a messenger RNA of Podarcis muralis (Common wall lizard), 2025 nucleotides long. The record is from RefSeq and is a predicted model, not a curated record. NCBI's taxonomy places the organism in Eukaryota, Metazoa, Chordata, Lepidosauria, Squamata, Lacertidae.